Eruca vesicaria subsp. sativa (arugula) is the source of this 978-nucleotide messenger RNA. The record is from the annotation of a GenBank genome assembly. Lineage: Eukaryota; Viridiplantae; Streptophyta; Magnoliopsida; Brassicales; Brassicaceae.
AUGGUGGAGUCGUUAAUACCCGGCUUGACGGACGAUGUAGCAGAGCUGUGCCUCUCGCGAGUCCCGCGCUCUAGCUUUCGAAUCAUUUCUCAGGUGUGCUGGGGAUGGAGAAGAUUCCUCAGGAGCGAGCGUUACGGAGCCGUUCGAAAGUUGACGAGAUCGGUGGAAGAGUUAAUGUGUGUUCUAGUGAAUAACAAUUACUGUGAAGUUUUCGACGGCUCUGGUAACAAACUUGGACUCAUCCCUCCCUCUCCAGGGCCUUUUAAGAGCCAUUUUGGCCUCGUGGUGCUCGAUGGUAGAAUCUUGUUCGUCGGUGGACAAUCUGCGAGGGUUGCUUUGGCGGAUGUUUACGAGUUCAAUUCUGCUAUUAACAGGUGGAGAAAACUGGCAGACAUGAACAUACCGCGUUACGGCUUUACAUAUGCUGUAGUGGACGGUCUUUUGUAUGUGAACCAAGGCUAUUCCUCAGGUGGUGUUAGCAUUCUCAACUCGGAAGUAUACAACCCGAAAACUAACCAAUGGAGCCUCAUGGAUUGUCCACACCGCCCAAACUUUCGCCCUGCCUUCGCAUUCUCCUUCAAUUCCAAACUCUUCGUUGUAGGCAAUAGAUCGAGGUUCAUCCACAUAUAUGACCCUAGAAAGAAGACAUGGGAAGAGCUAGAUUCGGGCCAAACAGGACUGGAUGUGUACUCCUACACUGUUGUUAGGAACAAAGUGUAUUUCUUAGAGUUGUUCACGCCGGAAUUAAUGAAAGUGUUUGAUCCAGAGAAGAAUGCUUUGAGCUCUGUGUUUGUGCCUCCGAACAAUAAGAGUAAAUUCAGGUACACACUAGGGCAAUGGAACAAUAAGGUUAUCCUGUUUUCAGAGGGACGUGAGGCCUUAAGUGGUGACCUUGACAAAGAGGACACACCCAAGUGGACAACCACUCCAAUUAAAACAUCUCGUUAUCACGACACCAGUGUUCUCAUCAACUUUUGA